Messenger RNA from Leptosia nina, 438 nucleotides. The record is from the annotation of a GenBank genome assembly. Lineage: Eukaryota; Metazoa; Arthropoda; Insecta; Lepidoptera; Pieridae.
AUGAGUGAAAAAGCAAAUAUUGUUAUGAGUGACGGACAACUCAUUCAAUUAAUUGAAGCGCUAGGACGAACAUCGCAAAUUAAUACUGAAGAAAGUUUUGAACGUCUUGCACAAUCUUUUGCGUCUUUAUCUACCGCAGACAAUAUGCAGCGAGCAAGUUUUGUAAAAUGUACGGCGAGAUUUAACGGCGUUCGUCAGUACGAACAAGUUGAAGAAUUCAUCAAUACAAUUUCGAUUUUCAAAAAAAUCGAAAAUAUCUCUGACACUGAUGCAUCAGACGGUUUGGGACUGCUUCUAAUGGGACAAGCUUCGAUAUGGUGGCAAGGUGUGAAAACUGAAGCGGACACAUGGGAAACUGCAUUAAAAUUAAUACGGCAAACCUACGCUCCAAAAAGACAACCACAUGAAAUUUAUACCGAAAUAUUUGCAUCCCGAUAA